Gallus gallus (chicken) is the source of this 960-nucleotide messenger RNA. RefSeq names its product olfactory receptor 1009-like. The transcript has a single exon. Gene Ontology annotation, cellular component: membrane. NCBI's taxonomy places the organism in Eukaryota, Metazoa, Chordata, Aves, Galliformes, Phasianidae. Gene Ontology annotation, molecular function: G protein-coupled receptor activity; odorant binding; olfactory receptor activity. The record is from RefSeq and is a predicted model, not a curated record. Bases 1 to 960 code for a protein of 319 amino acids. Gene Ontology annotation, biological process: sensory perception of smell; G protein-coupled receptor signaling pathway.
AUGGGAUGGACAAAUCACUCCAUGGUGACAGAGUUCACUCUUGCGGGGUUCGGUGAUCGCCCUGAGCUGCAGGAAGUGCUCCUUGUGGUGUUCCUCACCAUGUACUUCAUCAACCUAGUGGGAAAUGUGGGGAUGAUCCUCUUAAUCCACUGUGAACCCAGGCUGCACGCCCCCAUGUACUUCUUCCUAAGCCACCUGUCCCUCCUGGACAUCAGCUUCUCCUCCAGCAUCAUCCCAAAGUUCCUCCUCAGCCUCCUGACAGGGAGCAGAACCAUCUCCUAUAGGGGAUGUCUCACUCAGCUUUACUUCUACGUCAUGUUUGGCACAGCAGAAUCCUUCCUCCUGGCUGCCAUGGCAUAUGACCGCUACGUGGCCAUCUGCAACCCACUCCGGUACACAGUGGUGAUGUCCCAGGGACUGUGCCUGCGCCUGGUGGUCAGCUGCUAUGCUGCAGGGGCCCUCAACUCCGCCGUGCAAACGGUGGCCAUGCUUCGCCUCUCCUUCUGUGCCUCCCACCGCCUGGACCACUUCUACUGUGAAGGAGCACUGCUCUUUGCCCUCUCGUGCUCUGACACCAGCAUCAAUGAUGUCUUGAUGCUCGUCUUUGCCAGCUGCACGGUGGGCACCACCAGCACGGCCACCCUGCUGUCCUACGGCUGCAUCCUGGCCACCGUGCUGCAGACUCGCUCCCGCAGGGCCAGGCAUAAGGCCAUCUCCACCUGUACCUCCCACCUCUCGGUCACUCUCCUCUUCUACGGGGCGCUCGCCUUCAUGUACAUGCGGCCUGGAGCCAAAAGGUCAGUCAAGCUGGACAAAGUGGCUUCCAUCUUCUACACUGCCAUCACCCCCAUGCUCAACCCCUUUGUCUACAGCCUGAGGAACCAGGAGGUGAGGGCUGCCCUGAGCAGGGUGAGGAGGAAGGCAUUGCUCAUGUGUCACAGACAUCGGGGCAGCUUUUAG